GGAAAGCAGCCCAGCGCUCUCUCUCUCUCUCUGUUUAUCGUGUGGUCACUCGCUCGCAACUGGGUAACAGCGUAGCCCCGAAGCCUCGAGCCCCAGUCAGGAUGGAAAUCCCCAUUCAGCACCCCUGGUUCCGCCGCCCGCUCCUCCCCUCCUUCUGCCCCGCCCGCAUCUUCAAUCAGUACUUCGGGGAGGUGGUGCCGGAAGACGACGUCUCAGACUCUGUCUACUUCCCCCGCAUACCCCUGCUCAGCCUGGGAAGCUGGAUGGACAGUGGGCUUUCAGAGAUGAAGCUUGACAAGGACCGAUUCGUCAUCAACCUGGAUGUGAAGCACUUUUCCCCGGAGGAGCUGAAAGUCAAGGUCAAUGGCGAGUUUAUUGAGAUUCGCGGCAAACACGAAGACCGGCAGGACGAACAUGGGUUUAUUGCUCGGGAGUUUGUCAGGAAGUACAAGCCGCCCGUAGGGCUGGAUCCAGGCUCCAUAACUUCCUCUUUGUCCUCAACCGGCGUGUUGACAGUGUCUGCCCCUCGCAAAAAAGUGGAGGUCAUGGAACGCUCCAUCCCCAUCACCCAUGAGAGGAAGUAGAACCACCAGCUGUCUGCCCUCCUGCCGUGCCCCUGUCUUUCACUCUGCUGAGCUCCUCCUCAUUGAGCAUUACAAGCCCCACCCCUGACUCUCCAUUGGAGAAUGCAAGCCCCACCCCUGACUCUGGGAAAUCAAGUGCAAUCCUCCAAGCUUCUGCCCUGACUGGUAUGGGGUUAAAGCAUGAAUGACAGAGAAACACACUGGUUUGUUGCAGUUCUAUGACUAGCUUCUCCUCAGAGAGCAAAAUGCAUCACAAAUCUGCUGGUGAAUUGGAGACGUGCACUGCAACCAAACUAUAUAGUGAGGUUUUCUUACACAAAGUAAAUAAAAUAUUAUUUUGAAGGAGUAAUUUAUUUCUAAGAAAGAUGAGAGAAACAGAAAAAUAACACAUUGGAUGUCAUUUUCAUUUUCAAAAAGUGUUGAAUCAAAAAACUGCAAAAUAUUAUUAUUUUAUUUUUAUUUAUCUGACUAGUAUUACAGAAUGAAAUGUAUGGGCAAGGGCUUGCGGUAAUGACUGAAAAAAGCCACCCUGUUUCAAUAUUAUGCUUUCUGUUAUAUUUGUUGCUGACAAUCCAUAGCCUUAUACAUUGCAAUAACAUGAGCUGUAUAAUAACAAUGGCAGUAAUAAACCUGAUGUAACAAACAAAUGA
Anguilla rostrata (American eel) is the source of this 1234-nucleotide messenger RNA. RefSeq names its product crystallin, alpha B, a (gene cryaba). Gene Ontology annotation, molecular function: structural constituent of eye lens. Bases 102 to 584 code for a protein of 160 amino acids. NCBI's taxonomy places the organism in Eukaryota, Metazoa, Chordata, Actinopteri, Anguilliformes, Anguillidae. Gene Ontology annotation, biological process: protein refolding; response to heat; negative regulation of apoptotic process. Gene Ontology annotation, cellular component: cytoplasm; nucleus. The record is from RefSeq and is a predicted model, not a curated record. The transcript is spliced from 3 exons.